This is a messenger RNA of Homalodisca vitripennis (glassy-winged sharpshooter), 1011 nucleotides long. RefSeq names its product putative neural-cadherin 2. The record is from RefSeq and is a predicted model, not a curated record. NCBI's taxonomy places the organism in Eukaryota, Metazoa, Arthropoda, Insecta, Hemiptera, Cicadellidae. Gene Ontology annotation, molecular function: cadherin binding; calcium ion binding. The transcript has 7 exons. The coding region runs from base 1 to 1011 and encodes 336 amino acids. Gene Ontology annotation, biological process: homophilic cell-cell adhesion. Gene Ontology annotation, cellular component: catenin complex; plasma membrane.
AUGGCUCUAAAUGGCUCUAAAUGGAUGGUUUUACCAUCCAGUUCUCAAUUUCCUGAGCGUAUGAGUAAAAUAUUUAAGACUGGAACAUCAGAAUCAGAAGACGCUCCUUACUUUGAGAAAUCCCUGUAUGAAGUAGAAGUUAAAGAGGAUGAAAAACUACAUACUCCAAUCAUGCGUAUUGCCGCCCAAAAUCACGAUGAUGCCACGAAUAUUCGAUACGAGAUCACGGGCGGUAACAUAGGUGGUGUGUUUGCCGUUGAUUCACAAACAGGGGAUGUUUCCCUUGCUGCAAAACUGGACUACGAAUCAAAGAAAAUGUAUGAGCUGAGACUGUCCGUAACUGACGAAGAGUCAAUCAGUUACACGAGUCUACGUGUGACAGUACUAGAUGUCAACGACAACCCUCCCGUAUUUGACAAGCCCUUGUAUCGUGCCCUUGUGCUGGAGGAGGACUCCACUAACUUACCGAAAAAAAUACUACAGGUAAACGUGUCAGAUUCAGACAUCGAUAGGCCUCGGAACAUUGACUACUUCCUCACCGGCCCGGGUGUAGACGCAGAUGUUCCCUCGAACGGCAAGUUCUCCAUUAACAAGACAUCCGGAGAGGUUUAUGUCCUACAACCUCUAGACCGUGACCUCCCUCAUGGACGACCCCAGUGGAGGUUCACGGUGUUCGCCCAAGAUGAAGGAGGGGAAGGUUUGGUGGGGUAUGCAGAUAUCCACGUCAACUUGCAGGAUGUCAAUGAUAAUGCUCCGAUUUUCCUUCAGAGUCUCAGUACUACCAAUCUGACGGAAAAUGGAACAGCUGGUACAGGAACGGUGUCCAUCAUAGUAUCAGAUAUCAACGAUAUGCCGCCCGCCUUCACCAAAGAUGAGUGGGUAACGGAGGUCAGCGAAUCAGAAGACGGCAGGAUACCAGACCACGCCAUCCUGACAGUUAAUGUUAUCGAUCAAGUUGAGACCAACGACUUCUAUUACAAGGUCCGUCAUAACAAUGUUUUAAUGUAUUGA